Arabidopsis arenosa is the source of this 389-nucleotide messenger RNA. Lineage: Eukaryota; Viridiplantae; Streptophyta; Magnoliopsida; Brassicales; Brassicaceae. The record is from the annotation of a GenBank genome assembly.
CGAUCUGCGACUCCUCUCUGUUGGGAGAAACGAGACUACGAGAAGAAGAAGAAGAUUUAGCCGACGAAUACAACAACAACAAUGGUGAAGGUUUUGACCUACUUUGGCAUGACAUUGGCUGCUUUCGCCUUUUGGCAAUCCAUGGACAAAGUUCAUGUCUGGAUCGCUCUUCAUCAAGACGAGAAGCAAGAAAGAAUGGAGAAGGAAGCGGAGGUAAGGCGGGUUAGAGCAGAGCUGCUACGGAAAGCUAGAGAAGAGGAUCCUCUCGCCUGAUCUUCUUCUUCAGUCAUGCUUUUGGGUUUCUUAUCAUAUCAGUUUUCACUUCUCCUGCACAUUUUGUCUUACUGUUAUGGACCAAAAUUGAGUUUGCAUAAAGUGACAUUACCAUA